Messenger RNA from Jaculus jaculus (lesser Egyptian jerboa), 1281 nucleotides. It is a transcript of the gene Cdkn2c, whose product is annotated as cyclin dependent kinase inhibitor 2C. NCBI's taxonomy places the organism in Eukaryota, Metazoa, Chordata, Mammalia, Rodentia, Dipodidae. The coding region runs from base 443 to 949 and encodes 168 amino acids. Gene Ontology annotation, cellular component: nucleus. The transcript has 3 exons. Gene Ontology annotation, biological process: negative regulation of cell population proliferation; regulation of cyclin-dependent protein serine/threonine kinase activity. The record is from RefSeq and is a predicted model, not a curated record. Gene Ontology annotation, molecular function: protein kinase binding; cyclin-dependent protein serine/threonine kinase inhibitor activity.
CUCGGCGGGGCUGCGGCCACCCGGCACGCGGGCUCUGGAGCCUUCACGCGCGGCGUUAGCCCACAGCUCGGCCCCGGUGGACUCCAGGCUCUUCGGAAGAAGCCGAGCAUGCCGGAGAGUCGCUGAGACCUGGAACCGGAGGGCCACGGAACUGUUUACUCUCGCCUGUCUGGGACGAUCAUCUUUAACCCCCCUCCCCGCCCCCAGCACGUCAGCAUCCAGCCUCGGCGGCGCUCUUGCAGUGCAGACGAGUCGGGAUCACCCCCGCGGCGACACGGAUGGAAAGGAGCCCUUCCGAGGACCUGCCCCCGACCUUCUGGCUCGAGUCACCUCCGUGAACCAGGUCUCUGAUGCCAUCAUGCAGCCUGGUUAGGAGCAAAGGACAGGGGGAAAGAGAAACGACUCACCAUCUUCUCCCAAUCGAUCGUCAGGAUCCUAAAGAAUGGCCGAGCCUUGGGGGAACGAGUUGGCGUCCGCAGCUGCCAGGGGAGACCUAGAGCAACUUACUACUUUGUUGCAAAAUAAUGUAAACGUCAACAUACAAAAUGGAUUUGGAAGAACUGCACUGCAGGUUAUGAAGCUUGGAAAUCCUGAGAUUGCCAGGAGACUACUACUUAGAGGUGCUAAUCCCAAUUUGAAAGACCAAACUGGCUUCGCUGUCAUUCAUGAUGCAGCCAGAGCAGGUUUCCUGGACACUGUACAGACUUUGUUGGAGUUUCAAGCUGAUGUUAAUAUCGAGGAUAAUGAAGGAAACCUGCCUUUGCACUUGGCUGCCAAAGAAGGCCACUUUCCAGUGGUGGAGUUCCUUGUGAAGCACACAGCCAGCAAUGUGGGGCAUCGGAACCAUAAAGGGGACACCGCCUUAGACCUAGCCAGGCUCUAUGGAAGGAAUGAGAUCAUUAGCCUCAUGGAGGCAAAUGGGGAAAGGGGCCCCCCAAAUCUGCAAUGAAUGUGAGGAUGGCUUUUCCGCAUUACCUUUACUUUUCAGUUAAUUGGUAUAUUUUCCUGACUAUUUUAAUAUCAUUUAAAAUAUAGCUUUUUUCAUAUUUUAAGCAGCUAGCUAAUCUUUUGAAAGUGCAUAAAUGGAAAUCUUACUGCAGGUUUAUGAAUAUAUUUAAACAACAUCAUUUUCACUGGCAAAAUUUUGAUUUCUAACAUAUAAUUGCAAAUAGCUUUGGCUUUUUGCUCAGUAUUUUAUCUUUCUUUGACAUUUUUCCUUGUUUAUCUCUCUGCCAAUCUCAAUAUCCAACUUGACUUUGAUUUAAAGGUGAUUUGUUCUGA